UGCAAGUCAAUUACCUUGAUUGAAUUAGGUAUUCGGUCGACUAGAGCUAUUCUCUUUUUUUACCGAGUUCGUCGUCUUUGAAAACCAACGUACGUGUGUUCUCAGGAUCGUGACAUCUGUGGAUAAUUAUAGAUCAUGUGGAGACUGGUUCGUGUAAGAUAGUCGUUUUACUGCUACGCAAUCAGAAUAACAAGUGAAGGUCUGUUCAACUUCAGACAACAUUAUCCAGGGGCCCCUACGGUUUUUAUAUACCUAAAAGCCCCGUCCAUUGUCCUGCAAUUUCGUCGGCUGAUUACUAUGACACACGUGCGUGAUACGGGCAAAAUCGGAGCAUCCUGUUGAUCCAUUGUAUCCAGAACCAGUAGUGGCUAAAACUUCGGGCCUGCUGUACAUAAAGGAGAACACUGUUGAGCAUUCUUCUGUUUUGACUGAAUUGCCUGUGUUUAAGGAUAUCUUUAAUCAUGGAUUACCGAUUAACAAUAUUGGUGUACAUCGUCCUCUUCGCCCUCGUGUCGGCCUCGCCCGUCCGCGAGAAACGCGACAUCAUGGAGUCCAUGAAGGGUGCUUGGAACGACAUGGUGAAGACGCUGAGCGACGCCAGCGACGCUGUCGUGCACGUCUUCAAGCCCACCGAGCGCAGCGUCAUCAACAAAAUGGCCGACGGGAUUAAAGAUCUUACCAACUAACCAUUUUAAUUUAUUUUUAAGUUAAAAGAUAGUUUGUGAGAAACCGCAGCAAGCUCGGCCGAAUUUCAACUUCGCAUACAAACGGAGUUUCGUUCUCAAUGUGACUACGUGUUGGAUUGUAAUGAAACUUUGCACAUACAAUGACAUGAGGUAUAUCUAUGAUUGUAAUUAGUUUAUGUGCAAAAACUUUAAUUCGCUGAUUUUUUAAACUAAGUUACAUAAACUGUAAUAUACCUUAUCCUAUUGUAGGUACAAAGUUUCAGAGCAAUCUAGCAAGUCGUUUUAAAAUGAAAGCAUAACUACGUCUGUAUGAAGAACCGAGCUUGCUGCAGACUCUUAAACGUUAAUUAUUAAAUUUAAAAAAAAACUUUCGCGCAGUUUUGUCGUGACAUAUUUUGUAAUAGGUAUGCCCAUUAUCUUUGGAAACGAGAUUUCGAAUUGCCCAAAAUUUUAUCGAGAGCUAAUUUUUAAUUGCUCAAUAUAUAUAUUUUUUCGUUUUAUUUCAAGCUAAUAUUAUAAUUAAUAUUCAAUUCAAUGUAUUUAUUCUGUAUACUCGUAAAUGAUAAACAGUUUUGUACGCUCG
Molecule: messenger RNA, 1269 nt
Organism: Cydia pomonella (codling moth)
Lineage: Eukaryota; Metazoa; Arthropoda; Insecta; Lepidoptera; Tortricidae
Exons: 3
Coding region: 462-686 (74 amino acids)
Source: RefSeq, a predicted model, not a curated record